Molecule: messenger RNA, 1684 nt
Organism: Ylistrum balloti
Lineage: Eukaryota; Metazoa; Mollusca; Bivalvia; Pectinida; Pectinidae
Product: sideroflexin-1-like
Exons: 10
Coding region: 145-1110 (321 amino acids)
Biological process (GO): monoatomic ion transport; serine import into mitochondrion
Cellular component (GO): mitochondrial inner membrane
Molecular function (GO): monoatomic ion transmembrane transporter activity
Source: RefSeq, a predicted model, not a curated record
UCAUACAUUUGUGUAUAUUCCAAUGGUUAUCUACAACAGUCAAAAUUAAGUGUUAUGCCUGUAGAUUUGAUUGUAUUACUUCAGUGGUGCACGUGUCAAGAAUAAAUAUUCAACGUAGGUGUAGAAACAGGUACAAGGCACAGGAUGAGUAUAGACCAGCACAGAGUAAACAUCAACGAGCCCAGGUAUGACCAAAACACUUAUGGAGGACGAGCCAAACAUUUCUUCCUCACAACCAACCCCCUCAAUCUGCUGGCCACCAGUCAACAACUGGACCACGCUAAAUCCGUCGUAGUCCGAUAUAGAAAUGGUGAACACAUCGCCGGCCUUACCGAGAAUGAACUUUGGCGUGCCAAACACUUGUAUGAUUCUGCCUUCCACCCGGUGACAAACGAGAAGAUGAUCCUGGUGGGUCGCAUGUCAUCACAAGUUCCAAUGAAUAUGACUAUAACUGGAUGUAUGCUGGCAUUCCACAAGACUACUCCGGCGAUAAUAUUUUGGCAGUGGAUGAACCAGUCCUAUAACUCAGUGGUAAACUACACAAACAAGGCCGGGAGUGAUGUCUCAGACAGACAGCUGGCUAUGUCCUAUGUACUGGGAACUAGUGGGGCCGUCGGCACGGCUCUGGGGAUUAAAAGUCUGGUGAAGAACCUUGGGCCUAUGGUAGCCAGAUUUGUGCCGUUUGCCGCUGUAGCUGCCGCCAAUUGUAUCAACAUACCGUGUAUGAGGAGCAGGGAACUAAUAGAAGGAAUACCACUGAUGGACGAAAACAGAACCGACCUGGACGUGGCAUCCAAGAGAGCGGCCAGGAAGGCUAUUGGAAUGGUGGUAAUAUCCAGGAUACUCAUAGCAACACCGGUUAUGGUUUUACCGCCACUCGUCAUGAACCAGCUGGACAAGAAAGCGUUAAUGAAGAGAGCACCUUGGUUGAAUGCGCCCAUUCAAGUGCUGUUGGUUGGUUUCAUUUUAGCAUUUGCUACACCUCUGUGUUGCGCGUUGUUUCCGCAGAAAAGCUCGAUGGACGUAACCAGCCUAGAAACAGAUGUUCGUGCCAAGUUGGGAGCACUUCCAAAUCCACCAGAUAAGGUUUACUUCAACAAAGGAUUAUGAGGAACUGUGCAGUAACACUGUUCACUAAAACACCAUGACAGAAUAUCAUCAGUAUGAACCCCUAUAGUGACGAUUUAUCUGUGCUAGAGGGUUAGUUGGCUUGUUGUGAUAUCCGCAUUAUGUAUAUAUAUAACAAAAUGGAUGUUCCAAGUCUCGUGUCCAUACAGAUAAAUAUCACCAAAAGUGGCUUUAUAUAAUUAGACUUGUGUAAACUUUAUAAUCUUCGAGUGUUAUUACUGUUUAUCUUGUAAGUAAAUUAUCGUUAUGUGAAAAAGUGCUAAUCAUUUGAAUCACGUGACCACUAUAAGGUACUGUCUCCUCGUCAGUAGAAAGUGAAUCUCAAAUCACAGUCGUACUAGUUAACACCGACAAAACGUUUUCUCUACUAGUUUCUCUGUUGGACAAUUGAGUAGGUAUCGCCGGUAUUGAUUAGUGAAAAGAGGACAACAUUCUUCUUAACUGUUCUCGACAGUCGGUAUCAUCACGUAUACCGCGAUGACCGGUCUUACACCUGAAAAGGGUAGUAAACCUUGUGUUUAACGACUUAGUGUAAUAAUAGAAAUAAAAACGUUAA